This is a messenger RNA of Loxodonta africana (African savanna elephant), 1762 nucleotides long. It is a transcript of the gene SSBP2, whose product is annotated as single stranded DNA binding protein 2. The coding region runs from base 81 to 1208 and encodes 375 amino acids. The transcript is spliced from 18 exons. Lineage: Eukaryota; Metazoa; Chordata; Mammalia; Proboscidea; Elephantidae. Gene Ontology annotation, biological process: positive regulation of transcription by RNA polymerase II. Gene Ontology annotation, cellular component: nucleus. Gene Ontology annotation, molecular function: single-stranded DNA binding; protein binding. The record is from RefSeq and is a predicted model, not a curated record.
CCAUGGGGACGGGGCUGUUCCCGGGGAGGCUGUGAUGGGUUGACAGGUGCGUGACAGUGGGAGCUGCUCUCGGCACAAGCAUGUACGGCAAAGGCAAGAGUAACAGCAGCGCCGUCCCGUCCGACAGCCAGGCCCGGGAGAAGUUAGCACUCUACGUAUAUGAAUAUCUGCUCCAUGUAGGAGCUCAGAAAUCUGCCCAAACAUUUUUAUCAGAGAUAAGAUGGGAAAAAAACAUCACGUUGGGGGAACCACCAGGAUUCUUACAUUCUUGGUGGUGUGUAUUUUGGGAUCUCUACUGUGCAGCUCCUGAAAGACGGGAAACAUGUGAACACUCAAGUGAAGCAAAAGCCUUCCAUGAUUAUAGUGCUGCAGCAGCUCCCAGCCCAGUGCUAGGAAACAUUCCCCCAGGAGAUGGCAUGCCAGUAGGUCCUGUACCACCAGGGUUCUUUCAGCCUUUUAUGUCACCUCGGUACCCUGGAGGUCCAAGGCCCCCCUUGAGGAUACCUAACCAGGCACUUGGAGGUGUCCCAGGAAGUCAGCCAUUACUUCCCAGUGGAAUGGACCCAACUCGACAACAAGGACAUCCAAAUAUGGGUGGGCCGAUGCAGAGAAUGACUCCUCCAAGAGGAAUGGUGCCCUUAGGACCACAGUCUGACCCUUGGUUAUCAUUACAGAACUAUGGAGGUGCAAUGAGACCCCCACUGAAUGCUUUAGGUGGCCCUGCAAUGCCUGGAAUGAACAUGGGUCCAGGUGGUGGCAGACCUUGGCCAAACCCAACAAAUGCCAAUUCAAUACCAUACUCCUCAGCAUCUCCUGGGAAUUAUGUAGGUCCUCCAGGAGGUGGAGGGCCACCAGGAACACCCAUCAUGCCUAGUCCAGCAGAUAUAGAGAAGCUUGAAAAUUCAACCAACUCUGGAGACAAUAUGUAUACUUUAAUGAAUGCAGUACCUCCUGGACCUAACAGACCUAAUUUUCCAAUGGGCCCUGGGUCAGAUGGUCCAAUGGGUGGCUUAGGAGGAAUGGAGUCACAUCACAUGAAUGGCUCUUUAGGCUCAGGAGAUAUGGACAGUAUUUCCAAGAAUUCUCCCAAUAAUAUGAGCCUGAGUAAUCAGCCGGGCACUCCAAGGGAUGAUGGCGAAAUGGGGGGAAAUUUCUUAAACCCUUUUCAGAGUGAGAGUUACUCCCCUAGCAUGACAAUGAGUGUGUGAUCCAUUACCAAGUCUCCUCAUGAAAACCACAGUGAGUCAGUCCUUCACAGAACUCCUACGGAAGAGAAUUAUUCAUCGCAGUGUACAGUUAAACAAAGGAAUCUCAGUCGUACCAAACCAACCUUUUUAUUUCCUGCUCUCUCCCCUAUUUUGUGAAGAAAGCGGGUCCAAACGUGAUUCAAACAACUGUACGGAGUGGCAUAUUAGAAUUGCCCCAAACUGAACUGAAAAUACUUAUCUGUGUAUGUAUAUGUGUGGGAAAGAGAAUGCAUUGUAUAUGUGUAUGUUAUAUGGACAUUCGCACAUACAUGCAUUGACCCACAGGACAUUGUAAAAUAUCACAUGACAUAUUAAGUAGAAGUAAGUAGGGACUUUUAUUCCAUCCUUUUUUUCACGUUUACAUUUUAAUUAUUAAAAGUUGCUCCUGCCCCUCCCUGAACUAUUUUGUGCUGUGUAUAUCACUGCUUUAUAUAAGUUAUUUUUUAAGGUGAACUCAGAUGUUAUGGUUUUGUAAAUGUCUGCGAUCAUGGAUAGGAAUAAAAUUGCUUAUUUGA